AUGUCGAGUCGAUACUCAUUGAGGCAGACGCCUAGAAAGAAGGAGCUCUUUGAGGGCAUGGUUGAGACCCCCCGACGUACCUCUUCCCGGCGCAAAUCCCCCGAGAACGAACCCACGGCAGACACCACCGAGUCCAAGAUGCCUGCCCGUACUCCCCGCCGCCGCGCCACUGGCAAGUUCCGCGAGGAGCUCGACGACGAGAUCGUCUCCGAUGGGCCCGUCGCCAACGGCAAGACCGAGGCGGAUGAGCCCCUGUCUAACGGCCACGCCAACGGAUACUCCAAUGGGCACGCCAAUGGACACACCAACGGACACGUGAAGGAGGAGCCCGUCAAUGGUCACGCCACCAACGGACACGUCAAGGACGUCAAGACAGAGCUUCCUGCGAACGGCAAGGCCCCUACCAAGGAGAACGCCGAGCGCGUCUACAGAGAGGGAGAGAUCAUCGACGGCUGGAAGGUCGGCACCGACCCCAAGAUCGACGCCUCGGGCGAGUUCGAGUUCGGUGGCAGCCUCGGCACGCUGUCUCUGAUGAUCGGCUUCCCUCUCCUGAUGUGGUACAUGUGGAUUGGAGCCACAUACUACGAUGGCAAGCUGCCUUCUCGCGAGGAGGGCCAGAGCUGGGCAGACUUUGGUCGCCAUCUUGCCGACCUCGUCUACACUGGCGCGUUCCCUUCUCUGCGCGCGUGGCGCAUCUACUGGACAUUCUUCAUCUUCGAGGGUGCUUGCUACUGCUUGCUCCCUGGUGUCUGGGCCUGGGGCAAGCCUCUUGCUCAUGAGGGCGGCAAGCAGCUCAAGUACUUCUGCAACGCCUACUUCAGCUGGAACUUCACUAUUGCGGUCAUGGCUGUCCUCCACUUCAGUGGUCUCUUCCCCAUCUACACCUUCAUUGAUGAGUUUGGACCUCUGAUGACUGUGGCCAUCAUCAGCGGCUACUUGGUCUCCUUCGUCGCGUACUUCUCUGCUCUGUGGAGAGGAGCUCAGCACCGCAUGACUGGCUACCCCAUCUACGACUUCUUCAUCGGCGCCGAGCUUAACCCUCGCAUGUUCGGCAUCCUGGACUUCAAGAUGUUCUUCGAGGUUCGCAUUCCGUGGUUCAUUCUCUUCGGUAUCAGCUGUGGUGCCGCGGCCCGCCAGUAUGAGAGAUACGGAUACGUCUCUGGCGAAGUUGCCUUCCUCGUCAUGGCCCACUACCUCUACGCCAACGCCUGCGCCAAGGCUGAGCAGCUCAUCGUGCCGACAUGGGAUAUGUACUACGAGAAGUGGGGUUUCAUGCUCAUCUUCUGGAACUUGGCUGGAGUUCCUCUUUCGUACUGCCACUGCACCAUCUACCUCGCCAACCACCACCCCUCCGAGUACAAGUGGAACCCCUUUGCGCUCACUGCCCUCUUCGUCUCCUACCUGUUUGUCUACUGGGUCUGGGACACCACGAACAGCCAGAAGAACAGCUUCCGUGCUCAGGAGCGUGGCCAGCUCAUCAAGCGCAAGACCUUCCCCCAGCUUCCUUGGGGUGUCGUCAAGAACCCCAAGACCAUCACCUCGGACAAGGGCGAUGUUAUCCUCGCUGACGGCAUGUACGGAUACGCUCGCAAGAUCCACUACACUUGCGAUGCGUUCUUCGCCAUCUGCUGGGGCUUGAUUACCGGUUUCCAGAGCCCCUUCCCCUGGUUCUACCCGGUCUUCUUCUGUGGCAUGAUUGCUCACCGCGCGGCUCGUGACAUCCACCGCUGCCGCCAAAAGUACGGCGAUGCUUGGGCCGAGUACGAGCGCCAGGUCCCCUACCUCUUCAUUCCCUGGUACGGCCGCAUCUUCUCAUGUAUAUACGGAUCACGAUAUUUGCACAAUCUUGUCAAUGAAACUCUGUAA
Messenger RNA from Colletotrichum karsti, 1866 nucleotides. Its product is annotated as delta(24(24))-sterol reductase. The transcript is spliced from 4 exons. Bases 1 to 1866 code for a protein of 621 amino acids. Gene Ontology annotation, biological process: ergosterol biosynthetic process. Gene Ontology annotation, cellular component: endoplasmic reticulum membrane. Gene Ontology annotation, molecular function: Delta24(24-1) sterol reductase activity. Lineage: Eukaryota; Fungi; Ascomycota; Sordariomycetes; Glomerellales; Glomerellaceae. The record is from RefSeq and is a predicted model, not a curated record.